Diorhabda carinulata is the source of this 1850-nucleotide messenger RNA. RefSeq names its product alanine--glyoxylate aminotransferase 2-like. Bases 157 to 1593 code for a protein of 478 amino acids. Gene Ontology annotation, molecular function: pyridoxal phosphate binding; transaminase activity. The transcript has 8 exons. Gene Ontology annotation, cellular component: mitochondrion. The record is from RefSeq and is a predicted model, not a curated record. Lineage: Eukaryota; Metazoa; Arthropoda; Insecta; Coleoptera; Chrysomelidae.
GUCUGAGAUUGGGAAGCGCGCGCAUACAGUAUCCUCCAAUAUAAAUUGGUAAAUACAAAUCGUUAACGUGCGGUUGUAGCUGUCCUCAAGUAGCAAAUAGCCGAACGGGUUAAGACGUUCAUAUUUUCAAAAUCAUCACCAAAAAUAAAUUUCGAAAUGUCACUAUCAAAACAAGAAUGCAUUUCUCUUAGAGAAAAACUUAUUGGAGAAUCAUGUCAACUCUUUUUCCGUCAAAAUCCUCUAAAGAUCGUUAGGGCGAAAGGGCAGUACAUGUACGACGAAAAGGAUGAUGCGUAUUUGGAUUGUAUCAACAAUGUUGCUCAUGUUGGACACUGCCACCCGGCGGUAGUUAAAGCAGGAAGUGAACAAAUGGGACUUUUAAGUACAAACAACCGUUUUCUACAUGAAGAAAUACUUAUUUGUGCUCAAAAAAUUCUCAGUACUAUGCCCGAGGAACUCUCAGUAUGUUACUUCGUCAAUUCGGGUUCGGAAGCAAACGAUUUGGCUCUAAGAUUGGCUCAAAUUCAUACCGGAAAUAAGGAUAUAGUCACACUGGAACAUGCUUACCAUGGGCAUUUAACAUCUUUGAUUGAUAUUUCGCACUACAAAUUUAAUCUGCCUGGUGGUGUUGGACAAAAGGAACAUGUUCAUUUGGCUCCUAUUCCAGAUUCUUAUAGAGGCAAGUACCGUGAUACUGAAUAUACCAAAGACAAGAUAGGUCAUGCAUAUGCAGAAGAUGUCCGCAUAUUAUGUGAAAAAGUUCAAGAAACGGGUAGAGGAAUCAGUGCUUUUAUUGCCGAAAGUAUGUUAAGCUGCGGAGGACAAGUUAUACCACCUAAAAAUUACUUCAGUGAGGUGUAUGAUAUUAUAAGAAAAGCAGGAGGCCUCUGUAUAGCCGAUGAAGUUCAAGUUGGUUUCGGAAGAAUAGGGAAACACUGGUGGUGUUUCCAAGAAUUUGAUGUAAUUCCGGAUAUUGUUACUAUGGGAAAACCCAUGGGUAACGGACAUCCAGUAGCAUGCGUUGUUACUACCAAAGCAGUAUCAGAUAGUUUCACAAAAACUGGUGUGGAAUAUUUCAAUACAUAUGGAGGAAAUCCAGUUUCUUGUGCUAUAGCAAAUGCUGUUUUUGAUACAAUCGAAAAAGAAAACUUACGAGAAAAUGCCAUAGUUGUUGGAGAAUAUCUACUUGAUAACUGCUUGUUAUUAGCGAAAAAACAUAAAUGUAUUGGAGAUGUUAGAGGAGUUGGUUUGUUCGUCGGUAUAGAUUUGGUGGUAGAUAGGGAAACUAGAGAACCAAAUACAAAAUGUGCAAAAUUUGUAUUACAAAGGAUGCGUGAAGAGCAUAUAUUAAUCAGUGUGGAUGGUCCACAUUGCAACAUAAUUAAAUUCAAGCCUCCUAUGGUAUUCACCAAAGAAAAUGUGGAUGAGGUUAUAUCCACUUUGGAUAGAGUGUUUGACGAAUACCGUCACAAAUCAAAAUUAUACGUUAAUCCACACAAAUCCCAAACGACUGUCGCAGAUUCAAACAGACCGGUCAUGGAACACAGACCAAUGGAGUACUUGUGUAAAGAUUCUAAUAUAAAAUCUAUUUAAAUGUUUCUAUUAUGGACCUGUAUUUAUUAUCGUUUGUAAGAUAUUAUUAGCAAUUCUUAAAUAUCAAUUGAAAAUUAUCAACUAUUAAGAUUGUUAAUAUAGUCAUAGUAUUUUUCAUUAUUUAUACUCGAUUUUUUUAUAAAAAAAAUAUUUCAAGUCAAGUUUGGGUUGUAUAAAGAAAUGUGUGAGGUAUAAACACGUGUAUAAUUUAUUUUGUCAAUGUUUUAAUUGAAAUAAUUAUAAAAUCAAUUUUUUUA